Molecule: messenger RNA, 1290 nt
Organism: Magallana angulata
Lineage: Eukaryota; Metazoa; Mollusca; Bivalvia; Ostreida; Ostreidae
Product: putative nuclease HARBI1
Exons: 2
Coding region: 1-1158 (385 amino acids)
Source: RefSeq, a predicted model, not a curated record
AUGAAAUGCACGAGGAUAUUCCGGGUAAACAUCAUGGCGGACAAUACAUUGAUUUUAUUUCUCGUCGCUGAACUGGAUGAUGACGAUGAGAAUUAUCAAAACACCUACGAUGCUGAAUCAAUUACCGCAAUAGUUGCUUCAUCAACUGCCUGCCAGGAGAAAAUUAAGAUAAGUGGAUACGUGGAUGAAGUAGUACCUCAGUACCUUUUGGAUGAUUUUAAACGUUUCUUUAGAGUGACAAGAACAACCUUUGAAACUAUUUGUGAAAAUAUUCAGAUGUAUCAAGUGCUUCUUCCAAAUUGGACAGGAGGCAGAGAGCAAAUACCUAUUUUCGAGCAACUUCUAAUCGUAUUAUGGUACGUUGCAAGCCAAGAAACACUGAACCGUAUUGCCGACAGAUUUGAUAUUGCUGAAGUUUCUGUGGUACGAUGUAGAAAUCGUGUUUUUCAUGUUUUCUUUACUUACUUAAAAACAAAGUUCAUUACCUGGCCCCAAGGAGUUCACAGGCAAGAAGUUUUAGAUGGUUUUGAAAGAAAAGCUAACUUCCCAGGUGUGUUAGGUGCUAUUGACGGUACACAUAUAAAAAUAAAAGCACCAAAGCAACACCCAGAGACAUAUCUCAAUCGAAAAGGGUACCACUCUGUGAUUUUGCAGGCAGUAUGUAGGGAAGGUAUGCAGUUCACACAUGUUGUUGCAGGUAGCGUUGGCAGUUGUCAUGAUGCAAGGGUGCUGAGAACAUCUGAUCUCUGGGAAAAUGGACCCGCGAGGUGUGGUGAUGCUCACAUUAUAGUGGAUGCUGCAUAUCCUCUCAGGAAUUGGCUGUUGACCCCUUACAGAGAUAAUGGACAUUUAACCCCAACUCAACGCCACUAUAAUACAUGCCUGUCAACUACCCGAGUAACAGUUGAGCGUGCAUUUGGUGUGUACAAAGGUAGAUUUCGAAGAUUACAAUAUGUAGACACUCACAAAGUUGAAACUGCUGUUGACUUAAUUAUUGUUUGCUGCAUUCUACACAAUAUUUGUAUUCUGAACGAAGAUGAAAUGAUAGACUACUUCGAAGAUGAUAAUGCGGUAAAUCAUAAUCCUCUGCCGAGAAAUCAGGCAGGUGGAAAUGCUGAAGCAAAUGCCAAACGCGAUAAUAUUGCAAACAGUCUUUGAACUUAAGAAGUGUUUGAACCUUUUUACAGAUUUCUUUCUUGCCUGGGCGUGUCAUGUAAUUGCAAAAUAAUGUACUUUUAAAUUACAAAGACAUAAUUUUGUAACAUUUAUGUGUUGUUUGGAAAAACUCAU